Labrus bergylta (ballan wrasse) is the source of this 1487-nucleotide messenger RNA. The record is from RefSeq and is a predicted model, not a curated record. NCBI's taxonomy places the organism in Eukaryota, Metazoa, Chordata, Actinopteri, Labriformes, Labridae.
CGGGCCGGUUGCCAUGGUAACCCUGUAUCCCGCCGCUGGCCGCGCGCGCCGCAGUGAGGAGAGCGGAGGGAGACGGUGAGUCACCGACACCGAGAGUGGCGACCGACGGACCGGAGACAGACACCCGGUUAGCCCCGUUAGCCUGUUAGCAUCCCCGAUGCUACAGAGGGGGGGACCGCGGAUGAGGGACCGAUGACGGCAACAGCCGCAGUGUCGCUUCGACCUGAGACGACGGAAACAGCAAUCAGAGCAUCAGUGUUCAAGGUCCGCAUUGUUGCUUCAACCUGAGAGACAACAGCAACCUCAUCAAGGUGCAGCAACCUCAUCAAGGUGCAGCAACCAGACUGUUGCUGCUGCAGUGUUGCUUCAACAGACAUCCAGCAACUACACCUGCAGCAACUUGUAUCCUCCUACAACUGUUGAUUUUAUUGACCACCAUGUUGCUUCCUCCGAGAGACAAAAGAGCAACCCGAGCAAUUAUAUAAACAGCAACCAGCAGCCAGCGUCACUGUGUUGCUUCAGUGUGAGAGGAUUGAAUCUGCAACUGCAACUCAACCGACUCUGCCCGACUCUUCCAGCAGGUCUUCAGACUGGACAGAUGGACGUCCUCUCAGAGCGUCAGACUGAUCAGCUGAACUGGAAUCAGUCAGGUGACGGCCUCUGGGGAGGAGGAGGGGAGGUGGUGCUGAGUCCAAACAGUCUCACUGGUAAAAUAAUACAAGGAGGAGGCGUGAACCCGUCUCACCGCUCCUCCGACUGUCUCGUCAUCACCAUCAUGGAGCUCCCAGAGGAGUCUCCGUCCUCGGACUCACUGAGCAUGCUCAAUGUGGUGGGUCUGUACCGCCCCCCCAGCCUGGACUCCCUGCCCUGCAACCUGCCGGCUCAGAAGUGUCGCGCCUGGACGUCCCGCAGCUUCCCGCGCUGCCUGCUGGGGGCGCUCUGCCUGGUGUACUUCAGCUCACUGCCUCUGGGGAUCUACCUGCUGAUGAUUGGUCAGCUGUGGCUGGGCGUGGUCCUGGUCAGUCUGGUCCCCUCCACGCUGCUGCUGCUCGUCCUCUACGGCUUCUGUCAGUGUCUGUGCCACGAGCUGAUGGAGGUGCUCGCUGCACGCUCGCACACGCUGCCAUGACGACGACACAACACACGCUGCUUACACCAUACACUGCCAUGACAACAAGACCAUGCAUGCUGCCAUCACAACGACACACUGUAGACUGCUCUGACGACAACAGACGUUGCCAUGAAAACGACAAAACCAGCUGCCAUAAUGACAACAACGACACGACACGUGCUGCUAUGACAACGACAGAUGAUGCAACAUGUUGACGGGCAAAACGCUUUCAUGAUUUUAAGACAAAUAGGCUGGAACAAACACAGUCUGUAUAAAAAUAUGGACGACACCACGGCUACUCAAAAGUGAAGCCAAAACAUUUGGAGCUCCCCCCGCUGACAGGCUGCAGUAUAGGUCAUAAGCCCCGCCCCCUCCA